AUGGGUAUCAGUCAGCAGGUGGACAGACAGAGGGAUGUCCCGGUCCUGGCAGUGCGACCCGCGGACAUGGAGGACGCAAGACUGGACUUUAUAGGAGACUAUGUGCUGAGGACUUUCAAACUGAAACAAGACAAAUGGCAGAAGUGCGUGUCCAGCGAGGACAACAGGCAGGUGCUGCAGGAGUUUUUGGACAGCGCCGAGCGGAGGACUCUGGUGGUGUCUGUGAGCGCGGCCGGGUUGCUACAGCCCGCCGCAGGCUUCACAGCCGGCUGUAAGAGCAAGGCGGUGUACUUUGUGAAGCAAAGCAGGACAGCGCUACGUCUAGAGUCCAUGAAGGACAACUUGGUCUACGGGGACUUGUCUUACGCUCCACUGGAUCACUUUUCUGCUCUAGUUGAGGAGGUUGUGGCCCCACUGCUGUCUAACAGCAAAAACCAAAUUGAAUGGCCCAAGGUUGUGUGUCAGGACGUCUUACGCCAUGUCCACUCCCUCAAGACCAAUGUGUUUGUGGUGUCAGGCCAAGUCCAAGGCAAAACGCUGCUGCCUCUCCCUGCAGGCUCCGAGAGAGUAGAGCAAGCUGCUUUGGAGAUGGACAAAAGGGGGGAAAUUGUGGAUAAGAGUAUCAUCCACUCCUUGGAGUCAGCAGUGAUUGAGUGGAGCCAUCAGAUCCGCGCCGUCCUGAAGAAAGACUCCUCUGAGGCUCUGCUGGAGGGCAAAAACCCCACUCCACACACAGAGCUGCUCUUCUGGAAGAACAGAUAUGCAGACCUGGAAUGCAUCCACUCGCAGUUAAAAUCCUCAAAGGUGAAUAAGAUGGCAGUGCUGUUGGAGGCUGUGGAGAGCAGCUAUUCCCCUGCUUUUACUAAUAUGCAGCAAGAUGUCCUUGCAGCCUUGGAGGAGGCAAAGGACAUCUGCACCUACCUGAGGCCCCUGCAGCGCCUGUUUGAGGACAUGGAGAACGCAGAGUUUCCUGAUGUUAGGAGUCAGAUCGGCCCUUUGAUGCACACAGUGUGCCUGGUGUGGGCCAACUCCAGAUACUACAACACCCCAGCACGCCUCAUCGUUCUGCUGCAGGAGACCGCCAACCUCCUCAUACAACAGGCCCAGGUUUAUAUAGUCCCAGAGGAGGUUCUGAAAGGAGAGAUUUCAGAGAGUCUCCUGAAGGUGCAGACGAGCCUGGAGAUUCUGCAGCUCUUCAGGAGCACCUACGAGGACCGGAGGGCCAAUCUAAGCCAGUACCAGAGGAAUGGGAGCUUUGUGAGGCCUUGGGACUUUUCCCCACUGUUGGUCUUUUCCAGACUUGACCGUUUUAUCAACAGAGUCAGGACCAUUAAAGACAUCCUGUUUACAGCUGUGGACCUGCUGAAGCUUGAGAAAUUGGAAAUUGGAGGCGUCCGAGGCCGAGCGCUCAGCCAGCGGGUCCAGUUGCUCCACCAAGAGUUUGCGGACAUGUACAAAUUGUUCACAGACAAGCCUUAUGACUGCUUGGACCUCGACAACAGGGAGUAUGAAGAAGACGCGAGGGAGUUCAAACUUAAGGUGGAUGACACAGACCGACGACUAGGAGCCAUCUUUUGCCAGGCCUUUGAGGAUGCCUCUGGACUUGAGCAUGCCUUCAAGGUUGUGGAUAUGUUUGGUAGCUUGCUGGAGCGCCCCUUAGUGGCCACAGAUGCUCUGGACAGAUACCCCCUCCUCGUCUCCAUGUUUGACAAAGAGCUGGAUGGCUGUAAACGCCUUUACAACAAACACAUCCAAACGGCAGAGGAGCAGGGUUGGACUCCAGUGAAUAAGAACAUGCCAGCUGUAGCUGGUGGGCUGAGAUGGGCUCAGGAGCUACAGCAGCGCAUCCAGACCCCCUUCUCCAAAUUCAGACACCUUUCCUACCCGUGA
Messenger RNA from Epinephelus lanceolatus (giant grouper), 1890 nucleotides. The record is from RefSeq and is a predicted model, not a curated record. NCBI's taxonomy places the organism in Eukaryota, Metazoa, Chordata, Actinopteri, Perciformes, Serranidae.